AUGCCGCCCCAGACGAUCAAUGUGGGGCCCAGCCCCUCUGUCGAGGAGGCCAGGCUGCUGAUCAGCGAGCUGUGCGCCGACUUCUACAAGUGGGGGUGGGCAUCAGGCACCGGCGGAGGCAUCUCCGUGAAGGCGGCGGACGGACGCAUCGUCAUGGCGCCCUCCGGCGUCAUGAAGGAGCGCAUGCAGCCGGAGGACAUGUUCGUCCUGGACUCGGACGGCAACGUCAUCGAGGAGCCCGCGCCCAAGCACGGCAAGCCCCCGAAGCUCUCGGAGUGCUCGCCGCUCUUCAUGUCCGCGUACAAGCUCCGCGGCGCCGGCGCGGUCAUGCACAGCCACUCCCUCAACGCCGUAAUGGCAACCAUGCUCGACCCCUCCGCGGAGGAGUUCCGCGUGACCGAGCUCGAGAUGAUCAAGGGCAUCAUCGGGCACACGUACUUCGGCGGGUGCUCCGUCCCCAUCAUCGAGAACACCGCGCGAGAGUGCGAGCUCACCGAGCGUCUGCAGGCGGCAAUCAAGUUGUACCCUGAAGCCAACGCGGUGCUGGUGCGCCGGCACGGCGUGUACGUGUGGGGGCCGGACUGGGUCAAGGCCAAGACGCAGGCCGAGUGCUACGACUACCUGUUCCAGGCGGCGCUUGAGAUGCGCAAGCUCGGCGUGGACGCGAGCGUGGCUCCGAAGCAGCUUGUCGAUCCCGACGGCGUGAUUGCGCGUGCCAAGGAGCAGGAGGGCGCGAACGGGCACGCGAAGGCGAACGGCUCGCGCAAGCGCCCGCGGUCGGCCGUGCGCCCGAAGUGCGUCGUGCUGGACAUCGAGGGGACUAUUGCGCCGCUGACGUUCGUGUCGGACGUGCUGUUCCCGUACGCGAGGGCGAACCUGCGCCGGCACCUCGAGGAGACGUUCGACAUGGCGGAGACCAAGGAGGACAUCGAGCUAAUGCGGGAACAGUGCGCGAAGGACGUCGCGGCGGGGCUCCCGGGGUGCGAGGAGCUGCCGGGGAAGCGCGCGCCCAAGGCGAAGGUGGUCGCGGCGGUGGCGGCGGCGGCGGAGCGGAUGAUGGACGGGGACAGGAAGACGACGGCGCUCAAGGCGCUGCAGGGGCACGUGUGGCGGACGGGCUACGCCGCGGGGGAGCUCAAGGGCGACCUGACGUCGGACACGGGUCCCGCGCUGGCGGCGUGGGCUGCGGCGGGCGUGAAGACGUACAUCUACUCGUCUGGCUCGCGCGAGGCGCAGCGGCUGCUGUUCGCGCACAGCAACGCGGGGGACGUCCGGCAAUACAUCUCCGGGUACUUUGACACCACCAGCGGUGCCAAGGUCGAGGCGGCGUCGUACCGCAACAUCGCGCUCUCGCUCGGCGUGGACGCCUCCGACGAGAUCCUCUUCGCGACGGACAGCGCCGCGGAGGCCGAGGCGGCGACGGCCGCUGGGUGGCGCGCGGUGCUCGUGGACCGCCCCGGCAACAAGCCGCUGCCGGCGAAGCUGCCGCGCGGCGUCCCGGUGGUCAAGGACGUGACCGGACUGCUCGACGUGUGCUGA
This is a messenger RNA of Pedinophyceae sp. YPF-701, 1539 nucleotides long. The record is from the annotation of a GenBank genome assembly. Lineage: Eukaryota; Viridiplantae; Chlorophyta; Pedinophyceae.